Messenger RNA from Pelagomonas calceolata, 1734 nucleotides. The record is from the annotation of a GenBank genome assembly. NCBI's taxonomy places the organism in Eukaryota, Pelagophyceae, Pelagomonadales, Pelagomonadaceae.
GGAUAAGACGCAGUCAGCAGCGUCUGGUGCAGCGUCCAAGGACAUUUGAGCGCGAGGGCAAAGCUGAUGCUGUCGGCGCGGCAUGCUGAGCCGCGCAGCAAUGGAUAGCGUGUCGUGUUUGAGAUCGCAAUCCACAGCCACAUCAGGCUCCGAAAAACGCAGCCGCACGCAGCGAUGAGGCACGACGCACCGCCGCGCGCCAGCCGCCGCGGCCGCCGCAGCACGCCGCUGCAAUGCGGCAAUUCAUAACACCGCCAUCCCGCCGCAGGCAACGCAACCAUGCAGUCCGUAAUAGUAGCGCUCGCGCUCACGGGCGCCGGCGCCUUAAGGACGCCGAUGACCAUGUCGACGGCCGUCAAGCACGUGACCACCAAAUCCGACGCCAUCAUGAAGGAGGCCGCUACUUUGAUGCCGGGUGGCGUCUCCUCCCCUGUCAGAGCGUUCAAGAGCGUCGGCGGCGGCCCCGUCGUCUUUGAGAAAGUCAAGGGCGCCUACGCCUACGAUGUCGACGGGAACCAGUAUGUGGAUUACGUGGGCACGUGGGGCCCGGCCAUCUGCGGCCACGCCAAUGAUGAGGUCAACGAGGCCCUCCGGGCCGCCCUCGAGAAGGGCACGAGCUUCGGCGCGCCCAGCGAGAACGAGAACGUCCUGGCCAAGAUGGUCUGCGACGCCGUGCCGUCGGUGGAGAUGGUGCGCUUCACGAAUUCCGGUACGGAAGCGUGCAUGGGUAUGUUGCGAUUGGUGCGGGCCUACACGGGCCGCGAGAAGAUUAUUAAAUUUGAGGGCUGCUACCACGGCCACGCCGACGGGUUUCUGGUCCAGGCGGGCUCCGGCGUCGCCACGUUAGGUCUGCCCGACUCGCCGGGCGUGCCGCCGGGCGCGACGCAAGGUACGCUCGUGGCCGAGUACAACAACUUGGAGUCGGUCGAAGCUUUGCUGAAGGAGCACGAGUGCGCCGCGGUCGUCUUAGAACCGGUCGUCGGCAACAGCGGCUUCAUCCCCCCCACCCAGGAGUUCCUCGAGGGCCUUAGAGCGAUGACGACGAAGUACGGCGCCCUCUUAGUGUUUGACGAGGUCAUGACGGGUUUCCGCAUUGACUACGGCUGCGCGCAGAAACAUUUUGGCGUGACGCCCGACGUGACGACGAUGGGGAAAGUGAUUGGCGGUGGCUUACCGGUGGGCGCCUACGGCGGCCGCAGGGACAUCAUGGAGCAGGUCGCGCCGGCGGGGCCCAUGUACCAGGCCGGCACGCUGUCGGGCAACCCCCUGGCCAUGACGGCGGGCAUCAAGACGCUCGAGAUCCUCUCGCGGCCGGGCCAGUACGAGAAGCUGACGAAGCUUACGGAACGCCUCGUGGAAGGCAUCUUGCGGGAGGGCAAGGCCGCGGGCCACGCCAUCUCCGGCGGCUCCAUCAGCGGCAUGUUCGGCUUCUUCUUCUGCGAAGGACCGGUCACCUGCUUCCGGGAAGCGACGGCCUCGGACACGGACAAGUUCGCGCGCUGGCACCGGGGCAUGCUCGAGCGGGGCGUCUACCUCGCGCCGUCGCAGUACGAGGCCGGCUUCAUGUCGCUGGCCCACACGGAGGCGGACGUGGACAAGACGAUCGCGGCGGCCAAGGAGGUCUUCGCGACGAUCUAGGUCCCUUGUCCCGGUUCAUAACGUUUACGUGCGAGUCGCUUCGUCGACGGCGUAUGGCUAGUGUCUUUCGGCCGCUAGGGUAAAAUUAAACAUUGG